Grammomys surdaster is the source of this 6772-nucleotide messenger RNA. RefSeq names its product BTB domain containing 9 (gene Btbd9). The record is from RefSeq and is a predicted model, not a curated record. The transcript is spliced from 12 exons. Gene Ontology annotation, molecular function: protein binding. Gene Ontology annotation, biological process: modulation of chemical synaptic transmission; adult locomotory behavior; circadian behavior. Bases 192 to 2030 code for a protein of 612 amino acids. NCBI's taxonomy places the organism in Eukaryota, Metazoa, Chordata, Mammalia, Rodentia, Muridae.
AGAACCGGUUCCAACUUGAGCAAGCAGCAGCAGAACAUGGAGGCCUUGGGAAAACACAGAAAUCCAGGCCCUUUCCCUUGUAAGUGAAGGCUGCAUAUACACAGAAGAGGAUCAGAAGGCAGGUUGCACACUUGUUUAUCCAUGAGGAUUUGUGGAAAUUUUGGGUCCGUGACUACCAUCUGUUCCACACGAUGAGUAACAGCCACCCUCUCCGCCCCUUUACUGCAGUGGGGGAAAUUGAUCAUGUGCACAUUCUGUCUGAGCAUAUUGGUGCCUUGCUGAUUGGUGAAGAGUAUGGUGAUGUCACGUUUGUGGUGGAAAAGAAGCGCUUUCCUGCCCACAGGGUCAUUUUAGCAGCUAGGUGCCAAUAUUUUCGGGCAUUACUGUAUGGUGGGAUGCGAGAGUCACAGCCUGAAGCAGAGAUCCCUCUCCAAGACACCACGGCCGAGGCCUUCACGAUGCUCCUCAGAUAUAUCUACACGGGGCGGGCGACACUGACGGAUGAGAAGGAGGAGGUGCUGCUGGACUUUCUGAGCCUGGCUCACAAAUACGGAUUUCCAGAGCUAGAGGAUUCUACCUCAGAGUAUCUCUGCACCAUCCUGAACAUUCAGAAUGUCUGUAUGACUUUUGACGUUGCCAGUCUCUACUCGCUUCCCAAGUUGACUUGUAUGUGCUGCAUGUUCAUGGACAGGAAUGCUCAGGAGGUGCUGGCCAGCGACGGCUUCCUCUCCCUGUCCAAGACAGCACUCCUGAACAUCGUCUUAAGAGAUUCGUUUGCUGCUCCUGAGAAAGAUAUUUUCUUAGCUUUGUUAAACUGGUGUAAGCACAAUGCAAAAGAGAACCAUGCUGAAAUCAUGCAGGCUGUGCGCUUACCUCUAAUGAGCCUCACCGAGCUGCUGAACGUGGUGAGGCCGUCAGGACUCUUGUCUCCGGAUGCUAUUCUAGAUGCCAUCAAAGUGCGGUCGGAGAGCCGGGACAUGGACCUCAACUACAGAGGCAUGCUCAUACCUGAAGAAAACAUUGCAACUAUGAAGUAUGGGGCCCAGGUUGUGAAAGGAGAGCUGAAGUCGGCCUUGCUGGAUGGCGACACUCAGAACUAUGACUUGGAUCAUGGCUUUUCCCGGCACCCCAUCGAUGAUGACUGCCGCUCUGGCAUUGAGAUCAAGCUUGGCCAGCCGUCCAUUAUAAACCACAUCCGGCUCCUCCUGUGGGACCGUGACAGCCGGUCUUACUCCUACUUUAUCGAGGUGUCUAUGGAUGAGCUUGACUGGAUCAGAGUGAUAGAUCAUUCACAUUAUCUGUGUCGCUCGUGGCAAAAGUUGUAUUUCCCAGCUCGGGUCUGCAGGUAUAUUCGAAUAGUUGGGACUCACAACACAGUGAACAAGAUUUUCCACAUCGUGGCUUUUGAAUGCAUGUUUACAAACAAAGCCUUCACUCUGGAGAAGGGCCUGAUAGUUCCCAUGGAGAAUGUGGCAACGAUUGCUGACUGCGCCAGUGUGAUCGAAGGGGUCAGUCGGAGCCGGAACGCCUUGCUGAACGGGGACACUAAGAAUUAUGACUGGGACUCUGGCUACACAUGCCACCAGCUGGGGAGUGGCGCCAUUGUGGUUCAGCUGGCACAGCCGUACAUGAUUGGCUCAAUACGGUUAUUACUCUGGGACUGUGAUGAUCGAAGCUACAGCUACUAUGUUGAGGUUUCCACCAAUCAGCAGCAGUGGACCAUGGUGGCUGACAGAACGAAAGUGUCCUGCAAGUCCUGGCAGUCAGUCACUUUUGAAAGACAGCCUGCAUCCUUCAUCCGAAUCGUGGGAACGCACAACACAGCAAAUGAGGUGUUCCACUGUGUCCACUUUGAGUGUCCGGAGCAGCAGAGCAAACAGAAGGAGGACAGCAGUGAGGAGCCAGGGACAGGGGACCUCAGCACCCCCAGUCAGCAGCUCGACCCUCGUGCCCCGCGGGCACCCAGCGCCAGCUCACUCCCGCCCAGUCCGGGCCCCAACUCCCGCUCACCCAACCAACAGAACCAAUAAAGCAGGCAGAGGAUGUCGUGGGACUUGGGUGGGCCUGGAUGGAACGGUGUCCUCCCCGUCCCUGGGAGGAUCAGGCCUGACUGCAAAGCCCACCACAACCAGGUUUUUUCCCUCCAGGGACAGAAGGGUGCCUGUGUUCUCCUUGCUCCUCAGACUGUCUCCAGGGGGAGGAAGUGGGUGUUGACUCUUCAAGCCCACCAUCAAUCCCUACCUCUAAUCUAACCCAGGUACCAGCGCUGAAGGAAUCUAUAAACAGGCCCAAGCUGGAAUGAAUUAAAAAAAAAAAAAAAAGAAAGAAAGUACCCUACGCCUUGACAAAACCAGAAAAGGCCCGGAGUGUCCCCUCUGUGGCCGGCUGCUGGUUGUGCAGGUUUUCUCUGCCUGCUAACUCACAGUGUUGAAGGCCUGUGGAUUGCUCUGGCCCUCUCCAAAGGUCUUCCUCACUCUCCGAUGCUUGCCCGUGGGCAGAGUUCGAAGCUUUUAGGAGACUGAAAGAGACCAAUGUCGUUCACAUGGCACCCGGCCUGCCACGGAAAAUCCUCAAAGUUCAACCAGACACUCAACGUGCAGAUCACUCAGUCUGUGGACACUGGAGUUAAUAACUGAUCAGAUUGCCACUGUUAACCUGUUCCUGAUGUGUACCUGGGAGGCGGCAGUUACCACACCAGCUGCUGGAGAGCGACCCAGAAGCCCAUGUCAACAGACACUUGCCCAGCCCAAGGCUUCUGGGCCUUCUGGGCCUCGAGGUUCAGCUGCCCUUGGACUUGGAUAAGUCAUAGAUGGUGUGUCAGGGGCACAGGCCUGGGACCAACAGCGUGUCUCCUGCACUGAGGCAUCCACCUGGGGUAGCAAAGAGCGGGUCUCAGGCGCUUCUGGUUUUGACCACGGCGUUGCCACCCGGUCCCUCUGUCCCUCCUGUGGCUUCCAUGAACAGCUUCUGUGCCUCCACCCACUAUCCCAAGGCCCCAUGAGAACACCUUACCAUGUCCUGUUAGCAUGCUCAGAGAACAGGGCUUGGGUCUAGUCCAGUCCUAGAAGUGAAAGGAUGGGUCAGCCAGCUCUGUGAGUUUUUGGUGGAAUGGCUGGUCCACACGGAAGAGGCCUCAGCUGCAGUGGGGGCCAUCUUCUGUGAGUUCAGGCCUAGGGUGGCAGAGCUGGGCCCCAAGGAGACUAGUCAAGAGUCCGAACCUCUGGCUUCAUUUUGCUGUGUGGUGUGGCUGUCUUUGGUAAGGAGGCUUCCAUGGAUGGAUGGAGGGUGUGGCUAUAGUGUGUGGAGCGCUGCCUUUGGCAGCAUCCAGCCCGGAGUUGCCAAUAUCUCUAGCAAGCCAAACUCCCUGCCAGUGCACAAGGAACCCCAGUCCUGUGGAGGAUGGAGUUUGUCGCUUUUGGAAGAUAAGUGUGAGAGCUUGUUAGUUUUGUUGGCCAUUUGGCUAAGGUAGAUUCUCCUCCUGUAGCCCAGGUUAGCCACACUCCUCCUGGCAAUUUUCCUGUGUCAGCACCCCGAGUUCUCAGCUUACAGGUAUGAGCUAGCACAUGCUACCACAAGACAUUUUUGUAAAGACAGAAGACAAGGUGCAGGUCCAGGCCUGGAGCCCAGCAAUUCCCCUGGGGCAGAGGGUCUGAGCUGGCAAGGAGCCCCUAGUGUCCACCCCAGAUGUCACCACACACACCUAGCACACUAGGUGCUGGGCACUCAGUCCUCUUGGCAGCCUCAGUUCCCAUCUGGCUAGCCCAGACUCAUCUGAGACCCAUGUCUCAUGGCUUCCUUUCUCCCUUCAGACCCUACCGCCUAACCCCCAGUGAUUGUGCAUUCAAGUUGUAAGACCAUAGAGGCUGGAUAAUGUCAGUGUACGCGGGGCCAUGGUGCCUUCAGAUACGCAGGAUGGGAGAUGGGACAUCAAAGUCACCAGUGUCAGAGGGGGCAGGGGAAGUUCAGAGAACCGUGGCAAACGCUCAGUCACCUGGGCUGACUCCCAAGCUGCCCUUGAGAUGCCUUCCCUGCUCAGGACGCAGGAGGACGUUUACCUCCCACUCGACACAGGAGUGUACCCACCCUUGGCUGAUGCCCGUGUAAUGUGCCCAGAUGCCAUAGCCAAGGGUGUCACAGCCACAUCUAAGGUAAGGUCCACACUUCCAGGGGACAGAGAUGAGCUAGAGUCUGGCUUGUCCCCUGCAGGAUUAUCCCCUGAGCCAACAGACUGGAAGUGACACUCGAGUGCUGAGCUGGGCAGAAGCGCUAACAAGUCACGCUGGUGGGAACCGAGUAGCCCUGGCACCGCCCAAGGUGAUGCUGACUCUAAGGACCUUUGGGUGCCAGGAAGGGUCACAGUCAAGCUAUGGGGGGCUGAAGCAGCGUGAGCUGUUCUCCCCCAGCCCUGCCCUUGCCACUAAGGGCAUCAGUGUGAAUAUGACCCUUGUGGGCUCAGCGUGGAGGGUGUGGCUCCCACCUGAUGCCUCGAGCUGUAGAAUGGCACCCGCUUCCAGAGCUUCCUGCCCUGUGAUUGUGUUCUUUAGGACACCAGACAACAUCACUGGGGCUUUGAGACGUUCAGUCUCACCCACAGGAACUCCCAGGGAACAAAUGGGAACAGCUGGACAGGGAGGUUUGGGCACGGGGUGGGCUUGAGGGCAGCUCUCUGCACGGCAGCUUUGAGCAGCCUCAGGUGGUCUUGCACUUCGGCUCAGUUUCCUACACCCUCGGUACUGCUUUGUUCUGGUCUUAGUGGGGCCGAAAGCCCAGGGAGAUGUGGGGUCUUCCCAUGGCUCUUCAGCUGUCGCCUUGCAGUCUUAUUAAAUGAGGUGUCGAUUCCUGACAAACACAUCACAAGUGUUUCAUUCCUAGAAAGAGUUGGAAAAAGAACUUCUUUUCAGCAGGAGAGGGCCGUGUUUGUUAGACCGAUUCCUUGCCUCCACACCAAUGAGUUUUGAAUUGUGCAAGGAAAAAAAUUGCUCAGUAGUUAAGCCGUCUGCAGCAAUUGUCAAGCUCUGAGCGCACAGCUGAGCAGCCCAUCUCCCGCUCCGACUCAGAAGGUAACAGGACUGCAACCACAGCCUCCGCAGAGCCACGGGGAUGGGGUGAAGUCUGUCACAAUUGGGGCCUGGUGUGCUUGGCAGGACUGCAGGCCUCCCUCUGCAUGGGGACAGAGGUGUCAGAGCAGAGGACUCUCUCGUUAAGCUUGGCCCUGCCACGUUGUUCCGCAUCACCCUGCCUUCUGUGUGGCACAUGGUUUUGGAGCAGUGCUGAGGUGCCCGCCACCAUGGGCACUGGGCAAGCUCUGGUUAUUCUGCAGCACGGUCAUUGACUUAAUUCUGACAACAGCCUCAGGAGGAGGUGGGUGCUCAUUAGUGGCCCUAGGCAUUAUAAUGCCCUGUGCCACCAGGUGGGUUGCCCCAUAUUCAGGGUUCUGGGGUCUCCAAAAGGGAGGAGAGUGGCUGAGGUAGCCAUGUUGGAGGGCACCCAACUCUCCCCUGGCUGAGGGUCUGGGCGGGCUGCACUUUGCUUCUGUAGGGCACGUGGAGCCCAUCCUCCACACCCUCCAGUGUGUCUGUUCCUCCCUGUCCUGUCUCUUGUCCUUCACGUUGAAAAAUGCACAGGACUAGUUCCAGAAUAAGCUUUCAGUCUAGCAGAGACUGCCCAUUGCCUCUCUGGCUGGGCCAUUCCUGACCUGAGUCUGGGGCACCUGGUCCUCUACUGUCCCCACCCAAACCCUGUUUCUAGUCUCUGCUGCUAGAAGCCAGACUGAGUGGGGCUUCUAGACAGAUAGGUCCCCUUCAGCCCCCAGCCAAGGACACAACCACCCCUGUAAUUUACAGUAAAUGUCCUCCCAGGGCUUGCCACUUACAGAUCUGGGCAGUUAGGUAAAGUGGUGGCCCAGAGCCACACACCUAGUCCUGCCAUGUCUCCAGCCUCUCAGUCUUCCCAAGCGUCACCUUUGAAAGCCAGUGGCAGUGGAGGUGCAAAGCAGGGUCCCCAGCCCAUUGAGGGAAUCGCAGUGUAGGCUGUAAGUGGAUUCCAUCUCUGAGCCCCAGGGGUCAGAGCUGCCCUGGAGAUGUAUCUGAGGCUUCCCCUACAACCUCUGGCGGCUGCUUCAGGCCUAUGUUCCACCCCCCUAUUGUAGCUCGACACGGGGUCAGUACUGGUGUCCAGCUGUCACAGAAAUAGUCCCUCUAAAAUUGGCUUCAGGCCAUAGCUCUGUAAGAAUGGAGAGAAUCUCAGCCAGGAUUACUGGGGUCUUAGAAAGCCAGGGCUAGGGCAGCUCUGGGUCUCAGGAAGGCCUUCCAAAAGAGGCCUUCUAGGACACAAUGCGAGCCUGAAAGCCAGGAAGUUCCUUGUCUCUAUCUCCACCCCCACCACGCCCAGCACCCAGGAUAGUAACUGGCUUGGGUCAUGCCUUUGCAGUGAAGGCAGGUGACCGCGCCCCAUGGGUGUCGAUGCACAGUGCCCAUGAGCUGCUCUGGCCAAACUUGUGGAGGCUGGAUCUUUCAGAGACGAGUAGCCACUUCCCCUCCAUGGCUGCCAUUUCUGGGCCUCUGAAGAGUGCGAGUGCCAUCCUGAUAUGGUGCGGGUCAUGCUAACCCUGGGCACGGCCCCCUGAGGAAGUGUCCAGGGCAGUGUUUGGAAUGUGUUCCUGAGGUGGCGUGGCAUCUUUUUGUAGCGAGCUGUGUUGUGACCUUUGGUUCAUGUGUGUGCAAGGCCACUACAGGCUCACCAUAGAAAUAAAGCGGCGACUUUGAUACUUUGA